AUGGCAGGGAUGACGCCGACUCGGCCGAAGCAGAAGCGGCGAGUGACGUCCCCUCUGCAAGAAAUGGAUGGUGAGGAAGAAGAGUUGGUCGAGCUGGAUGGGUCUGGUUCGGAGACGAGCGCGCCAUCAUUGAGUGCAAUUGCAAGUAUUGUCCGUCAAGAGAUGCAGACAGCUAUUGCGCCAGUCGAGGCACAGCUUUCCUCUAUGCAGGCAACCUUCGGAAAUCGACUGAGUAAUGUUGAGGCAAAACUUGCUGAUCACGAUUUGAAGAUCGGAAAGCUGGAACAGCUGACGGUCAACAAGUCGGUCCCCACCAAUGUAACCCAGCAAGUUGAGAAGCAGCUUGCGGACCUGCAAUCGCAACUUGACACCCUCAAGGCGGUACCGGUGGUGUCCAAGGCUGAUAUUGCGAAGACAGUGGUUGUCGGAGGGCUCGAGGAUAUGCCAUCAUUGAACGCUGCCACGCAAUGGCUCACGGACAAGCUUCGCGAGCUAGGCGGGCCUUGCCACACAGGUACCUACAUGAAAUCAUCAACCUUCAAGGGCCUCGUUUUUGCAAAGUUCAACUCGUCAUAUGACAGGGACAUGGCCGCGGCACUUUUGCGCAGUGCCAGCAUGACAUGUGGUGACAAGCACGUGUGGGCAACGCAGGACUUGCCGAUCCCUGUGCGAGCUCGAAAAAUGUUUUUGCUAGGGCUUCGCUGGCAGUUGGGCGAGUGGGGCUUUUCCAAGCGAGAGAUCGAGGUAGGUGAUGAGUACUUUUCCUUGAUGAUUGCAGGGAAGGUCGUGGUCAAGCUCACCAUGAACGAGAGUGGCAUCCAAUACCAUUGGGCGGAGGAGUGGGCGCAGUGGGAUGAUUUCCAAAACAGCCCCGAGCUAAGCCAGUUGUGCGAGAAGGCUAACAGCAUUUGGCACAAGCAGGGGAAGGGCUCUGGGAAAAGCAAGGGCGCCGCUUGCUAG
Messenger RNA from Effrenium voratum, 960 nucleotides. NCBI's taxonomy places the organism in Eukaryota, Dinophyceae, Suessiales, Symbiodiniaceae. The record is from the annotation of a GenBank genome assembly.